Messenger RNA from Thlaspi arvense, 750 nucleotides. Lineage: Eukaryota; Viridiplantae; Streptophyta; Magnoliopsida; Brassicales; Brassicaceae. The record is from the annotation of a GenBank genome assembly.
AUGGCGGAGAGGUUACCAUUGAUAUUCGUUCUUGCUUCACAUUUGCUCAUAACGGGAGUCUUGUCGGUGAGUAAACUUACGAUAGAGAACAAAUGCGACCACACCGUGUGGCCGGUAAUCUUCUCAUGGCAGUCACAGGUCUCCACCACCGGCUUCACCCUCGAGAAAGGGGAGGCGCGUGACAUACAAGCGCCGUCUUCAUGGUACGGUCUUAUCUCGGGUAGGACGCGCUGCUCAAACGACUCAACCGGAAACUUCUCGUGCGCCACGGGAGACUGCGAAUCCGGCACUAUCGAGUGUCCCGGCAAUUACGGUUGGGCUCAGGUGACUUAUCUCUACUUUAGAAUCGACAACGGCGGAGCCGGAGUCAACAGCCACACCGUCAGCGUCGAGUACGGCUACAACCUUCCGGUAAUGGUGGUCCCGUCACAGAGUAGCCCGACAUGUAUGAGCUCAGGCUGUGUGGUUGACUUGAACAAGACUUGUCCAGAGGAUCUCAAGAAGCUCUCUAAUAGAGGCAAACCAAUCGCAUGUAGCAGCGCGUGCCAGCAAUCUAAUACACCGGAGGCUUGCUGCAACCGUGACUUCAAGUCAAAGCAAAACUGCAAGCCGACAGUGUACACGCAGAACUUCGAGCGCGCUUGUCCACUCGCUCAUAUCUACACAUACGACGAUAACAACAGCACCUUCACGUGCCCAAAGUCCACUGACUACGUCAUCACCUUUUGUCCUUCCUCUAAUCCCAACUAG